Branchiostoma belcheri (Belcher's lancelet) is the source of this 5408-nucleotide messenger RNA. RefSeq names its product catenin alpha-1-like. The transcript is spliced from 30 exons. NCBI's taxonomy places the organism in Eukaryota, Metazoa, Chordata, Leptocardii, Amphioxiformes, Branchiostomatidae. Gene Ontology annotation, biological process: cell-cell adhesion; cell migration. The record is from RefSeq and is a predicted model, not a curated record. Gene Ontology annotation, cellular component: actin cytoskeleton; adherens junction; catenin complex. Gene Ontology annotation, molecular function: actin filament binding; cadherin binding; beta-catenin binding. Bases 286 to 5028 code for a protein of 1580 amino acids.
UGCGCAUGCGCUGAGUGUUGCUUGGUGUUGGGACGCCAUUUCAAAUUUCUGCAAGACGCAGACGACAAAAUUCCGUCAAUUGCUUCUCUGUUUCUCUAAAAUUUCACUAGAAACGCUGACGCCUUUAACAGAGACAUGGAAAACGCAGAGGUCUCGGUAACAAACGAGGAGGUUUGUUCUGUAAUGCCGUAUUAAGGGGUGUGGUCGUAUCACCCCCCCUCCCCUGCCGAAGUUUUGGCACACCAGCUGUGACACACCUGUUGUUGUUGUUGUUUUCCUCUCGACAUGACGUUAGAAAGGAGCCACCUGUCCAAGAGCAUGCUCAGUUCCCUGGUCCAGACCAGGUCCAUUGAGCUGGUACUAGCACCCAUUGCAACCCAGGUGUCCCAGCUGAUCAUAGCUAAUGAGAGCUGUGAGCGGAGGGAUGGCCGCCCCCCCUCCUGGCCUAACCUGGUGCCCAGUGCAGAACAGGUGAUGAAGACUCUGGAGGAGUUGGUGUCGGCAGCAGAGAAGGCGACACAGGAGUCAGCUGAUGAGGAACUCCUGGUUGCGAUGCCCGCUGCCUGCGAGAUGUUGUCCACAGCUGGCAGAAACACGCUGCUCGCUGCACAGAACCUGCAGACAGUGGCUGUCACCCCCGCAGCACGGGCAGCACUGGUACAGUCCCUACGGAACGUGCUGCAGGGAACUAUGAAGGUUCUGCUUGUGUGGGAUGAUGCAGAAGUGAGGAAGAUUGUCCAUGCAGCCCACUGGGUCCUGGAGAGGGUCAACGUCAUGAUGACAACUUCCAACAUGAAGGGGCUGGUAGCCUGUUUCAAGGGGUUUUCUGAGGCUGUAAUGCUAUUGGCCAACCUGACAGACAAGCGGCAGCAGGAGCUGACCAACCCUCGCCAGCGCGAGCGGACCAUCACCGCCAUGAUGGCACUGAAGAAGUCUGUCCCCAUGCUCAGCACGGCCAUGCAGACUUACGUUAAGUACCCUGACAACCCACAGGCCAAGGCGAGUCGCGACUAUGUUGCCAAUCAGGUGCGCACAGCUGCGAGGGAAAUUGUGGCAGCUGUAGAGAACAGGAAUGUGGAUGAUGAUGAAAUGGAAGAGCCUGGGCACUUUGCACUGGCCUUAGAUAAGGUGAUCCGUAUGCUGUCCUCGGAUGACCCCCAGUUCCUGCCGGAGGAGCUUGACAGUGAACUUGAGGCUGUUGUACGACAUGCCAUGCUGGUGGCACACGAGUCUCACACUGAGACAAAAGACCAAAUAGUCAGGACAUGCAAAAAGGUGUUUAAAAUCAGGAAUGAGGUGGCCCAGCUGUUGACAUCUGUGGAAGAACACCCAGAGUUUCUACAGCUGAGAAACGACUUCUCCGGUGCAUGUAACAACCUGAUUGGUGAGGCAGAUGAGCUGGAUAAGCUGGUGAGCAGUGCUGUUCUACAGCAGGUUGUGGACACGUUUGUGGAGACUACAGAACCGCUGGAGAGGCUGCUCAGGGCUGCAGCACAGGGAAACAAGAGUGAGUCCCCAGUGACAGAGAAGGUUGCCCUGACACUGUUGGGUCCACACAUCGACGACUUCACCAGCCACCUGGACCAGCUGCUGCAGCUGGCUAGCUUUGCAGCUGCCAGCUCCAUGGACGCAAGGAGGGUGAGGAUCGUCCGCUCAUCCAUUCGUCAGCUGGAGAGUCUGGACCCGGAGGUCCAGCCCACGGUUCUGGCGCUGUGUCGGAACCCGUCAGACAAGGCGAGCGUGGAGCACGUGAAGCUGGUGCGCAGGGAGUGGUUUAAUGAGGUCAACAGCCUGGUCACCGCUGUGGACGAGAUGCUCAACACUAAAGAGUUUAUGGAGGUCACAGAGGAGAGUAUGGAGGAGGACAUACACCAGUGUAAGGAUGCCAUGCACCAGCAGGAUGAGGGGCAACUCAAGAUGGCCGCCGCCACCAUGAUGGGGCGUACACGCCGCGUUAUCCAGAUCACGUCACAACACAUCGACAACAGCGACGACCCUAUCUACCGCAACGGUCUCCUGGCAUGGGUCAGACAGCUGGAAAAAGCUAUGAUCCCUGUGAAGACUGCUGCUAACAAGUGCGUAGCUAACAUGUCGGAUGUCCGAGCCCACGACUCACUUGCUGCGGCGUCCCAGGAACUCCUGACCGUGGUGUCAAAGGUCAAGGAUGCCCUGCAGGGAAUGGACCAUCCUGAGAUCCUGAGUCCCAUGAGGGAGGGACUGAGGUCAUCACAAAACACAGAAACAGAGGACAGUCUCCUGGCACUCCCACUCCCGGAUCUCGGAAACCUUCAGGUGUCUGGUGUUACCAUGGCAACAAAUCAACCAAUGGAGGGCAGUACUAACCCCCAAGACAGCUACCUCAGCAAGGCACUGCCCCACGGCUUAGGGGUCAACAAUCUGUCCUCACCGCCACUCAAGAAAACUGAGAUUUCCAUUGUUGAGAUUGUACCAGGUCUAGGCCUGCCCUCCCCCGUGAAGGAGUUGGUUCGAGCUGCAGCAGCUCAUGAGGCUACUCAAGUGGAGGUGCUUUGCAGCAGAAUCUUGGCACGGACCAACCAAGUGACGGGGGUGGUCAAUUCACUGAUAGGAUCUGUGAAGGACCAUAAGCAGGCUGAAAAACUCCAGUCUCGUUCAGCAGAGUUCACCAGAGUCACACCAAGGUUAUUGGAACUGGCCAAGAGAAUCUCCACCAAUCAGAGCACAGAGGUAGAAGAGCUGCACAGGAUUGGAACAGAAUGGGCCAAUCAGCUAGCAGUUCUUCAGCCAGCUGUGGACAGUCUCAUUGGUCCCUGGACUGCACCUGUCUCAGAGUUGGCUAGGAUUGCCAAGGAUGGAAAUAUAAACUUUCUCAUGAAAGAGCUGGAUGAUUUCCAUGAGAUUGCCAAGAGACUGAAGAGUCUCGCCAGCACAGCUGCUCAGGCCGUGGCCCUUCAGAAACAGAAGGGGGACCCCCAGUUGGCUCGAACCAUUCAUCUGUACGGGGAGGAGCUGGAGUCUCUGGCUUCAAGUAUCACUGGAGCGGCCAACUCAGUUGUCAGUGACACUGUAAACAAGGCAGAGGUGGAGAGGCUGGACGGUCUGUGUACUGAGUGGUCAGGGAAAGUGGUCCAGCUACUGUCCUCUGUUGACUCUGUCACCACGGAGACAGCCACGCCCAUCAAAGUUGUGGCAACUGCAGCAGAUACAGGCAGUGACAGUUCUGUCGAGGACAGCAUGAGGGCGCUGCUGUCUCACAUGCUGAAGCUGAGGGACAUGGCCAGCUGUGCAUCAGAGGGGCACACGAACCACCCCAUGGCCAGCCUGGUGACGCAGACCUUCAGCGCGGUGGACACCCUGGGGAAGGCGGUGGAGGAGGUGGCUCGGCUGGUGGCGGCGCGGGCCAGGACGUCCCUGGGGACCACCAACUCCCACGUGGUACUCCGCAUGGAGCUGCUGCAGAGGGAGUGGGCUACAAAGGUGCUAUUACUCCAUGGACAGGUAGAUGGCAUGACUAGUGAGAUGUCUGCACCACUAGACAGACUGGCGGGAGCUGCACUGGCUGUGUAUCAUGCUACAGGCCAGUCCAGGCUGACUCUUCUGCAGGAGUUCCAGAACCAGGCAGACAAACUGUCCACACAGGUGUCCAAAACCAGACAGCACUGCCAGCAGGCCAUGGCCGGUACAGCAGAGACUGGGUACAAGGAAACUGUUCAGCUGGCCCUGGACACACUCAGCCGGGUUACUGCAGAGAUCAUCACAGCUGCCAGGGACAUGGCAGAUACUGGGUCCGCUGACAGUGCGGUGGGUGAGCGUUUCCAGGACCUGAAGCGACAGUGGGGAUGUAAGGCACUGCUGCUGUACAACACACUCCGGGCCAUGACAGGCCUGGACCAGGCAACAGUCACAGAGGUCAUGACAAGUUUGUUGGGGACGUCCAAUCUACCAAGUUUUGCAAGAGUCAACAUGGCCGACGUGUCACCAAACGCCUCCCUCAACCUCUCCCAAAUCUUCAGCUCCCCCCAGCCUGCCCCAGGGGGCUCCCCCUCCCCCUCCUGGUCCACCCUACCCAAGUGGUCCCACACCCCCUCCCCUGUCAGGUCCAGACCCUCCACCUCCCCUGACAGCAGCCCACGGUCUCCCCGAGGUCUGAUGGAGUCUUACAUGGGACACUCCAAAAAGAGCAUCUCCCCCGUCAAACCCUCACGAGAGAUCCGCAUCACACCUAACAUGCUGGGCAUGCAGGCAGAACCGGAGGCAAACUUAGGAGAUAUCGAACGGAGCACUCCUCCAAAACAGCUGAGGUCACCGUUUGAACCAUCCAGCAUCAGAUCACCAACCGUUGACCAGAGCACAGUCUCCAACAAUCCAGCAGAACUGGACGCUAACCAUUCAUCAAAGACAAUCGUGGCCGCUGCCUUGUCACUGCAGCAGGAGGUGGAUAAGUGGGAGGAGGAGGGCAACACCAUCGUCAAGGUGGCCAAAACCAUGUCUCAGCAGAUGCAGCAGAUGGCAGAGUACACUCGGGGGCAUGGCAAAAUCAGGACCAAGGAGGAGUUCAUCAACACAGCCAAGGCCAUUGCAGCCAAUGGCACUGUCAUCCAUAAGUUUGCCAAGAUCAUUGCCAAGUACUGUGUAGACAGGAGAUGUUCAGAAGACCUGGUGUUUUAUGCCAACCACGUCCCAUCCAUGGGAACCCAACUCAGCAUCAUUGCCAGUGUGAAGGCAGCUACUCCACAUGACAAGGAGGCGGAUGCUGUCCUGGUGAAGAAUGCAGAAAACCUGAUGCACUCUGUGACGAGAACUCUCAUAGCUACUGAGUCAGCCUGCGUCAAGGGGUUACACCAACCACCAGAGGGGGGUGACGAAGCGGAGGCUGCUGCGCUGGCGACACAGUGGCAGAGGAAACUACAGCGCCACCGCAUGAUCGAGGCCAGCAGUCGUGACACGGACGACCUGGGCUUGAGAAGGAUCAACAGACAUGUGUCUGCUCCAACCUUGACUGAGAUCCUGGGCGCUCGGGCCAAAAUUCUCGGCACUGCUGUCUUGUAGUCUACACCACUUCCUCUAUAUUGAUUCCUUUCUCUGUUUGAAAAUAGAGAUCCUUCCAAAAAUACAAAACAUUUUAAAGCACCCUUCUAGAUCUGUAGUGCCUCUAGCGUCACUGCUAGGCAAACUCCUGAAGAAGCCUGACCAGUGGAAGGGCCUGCUACAAGUGUGUAGUCAGGCUAUAGUGCCUUGCAUUUCACACAUAAAUGUAGUACAUUGUACAUGUAUGUUCUCUCAUUUCCCUCAAGUCAAUGGAUUGGACAGAUACAUUGCUGUUCUCCCUCUUUCCCAGGGCAGAAAUUUUCUAUGGAAAUACCUAUAAAUCAGUCAAGGGUAUCUACAUUUGUAUGUCUAUGCAAUAGUUUCUUGAUGGUUGUAGGUUU